This is a messenger RNA of Theobroma umbraticum, 7499 nucleotides long. RefSeq names its product proteolysis 6 (gene PRT6). Gene Ontology annotation, molecular function: ubiquitin protein ligase activity; zinc ion binding. NCBI's taxonomy places the organism in Eukaryota, Viridiplantae, Streptophyta, Magnoliopsida, Malvales, Malvaceae. Gene Ontology annotation, biological process: ubiquitin-dependent protein catabolic process via the N-end rule pathway; protein ubiquitination. The record is from RefSeq and is a predicted model, not a curated record. Gene Ontology annotation, cellular component: ubiquitin ligase complex; cytoplasm.
CAAGCUUUUGAUGAGUAAGAAGAGAGAUUAUUAUCCAAACAGAGAACAGCAGGAACACGCUAUCCCUCCCUCCCCAAAGAUUAUUCCAGACAAUGUUGAACCACCGCCAUAUCAAAGAAAAUUAGGAAACGAAGUUAAGCGAAGAGAUAGGGGGAGAUAUUUAUUUAAAUAGUGACAUUAAGAAAAAAAUAAUGAGAAAAACCGAGGGUCGUGUUUGGUUGUCUGAACUGCCGACAAUGAACGACGACUAAAAUGAUCGGGAAUUGGGAAAUGAUUUAGGACUUGUAAAAUUAGGGUGUUCUUUAUUUUUGGGGGGGUUAAUUUCGGUGGAAAUUUGAAAAAUUUCGUGGUAGAAGUAAACCUGGGGAGUGAAGAAGGCUCCAGAUUAGGGCCGUGUUUGUCUUGCGCCGAUUGGCUGCUUCGUUACUGCCAUUUAGUUUUCCGUCAUAAAAUGGAAUCGCCUAGCGAUUAUUCGCCUCUUAAGCCCCGUGAUCGAGUCUUACGGAGGCUAGCUGUUUUAGGGAUUCCAGUGGAGUACCUCGAGAGGCGUUAUGAGGGAAUAGUUGACUUUGUUAUGGCUAAUGGAUUGUUGUUACCAAAUGUAGUUUCCGCAAUCUUACCUACUGAUGAGGAAGUGGCGGAGUCUAUACAAGAUGCUAGGUUAAGGUCUAAGAAAUGGAUGUGUUUAACUAUGAAAAACCGGUUUCGUGAGAGUAUGGUUUGGUUACAGUGGUUGAUGUUUGAGGGUGACCCGGUGGAUGCUUUGAAAAGCCUAGCAAAAUUGAGUAUCGGUCAACGUGGUGUUUGUGGUGCGGUUUGGGGAUUAAAUGACAUUGCAUACAGGUGCCGGACGUGUGAGCAUGAUCCGACUUGUGCUAUUUGUGUUCCUUGUUUCCAGAAUGGGAAUCAUAAGGAUCAUGAUUAUUCUAUUAUUUAUACGGGCGGUGGUUGCUGUGAUUGUGGGGAUGAAACUGCCUGGAAACGUGAGGGUUUUUGCUCAAAGCAUAAAGGUGCUGAACAGAUUCAACCACUUCCUGAGAACUUAGUGAAUUCUGUGGGGCCAGUGCUUGAUGCACUCUUUAUUUGUUGGAAAAACAAACUAUUCUCAGCAGAAAGUAUCUUUCUGGAAAAUAUUAGAGCAAAUGAUCGUGGUGCUGAGCAGAGGAAGGUUGCAAAUGAGCUAACAUAUGUGGUUGUUGAGAUGCUUUUAGAAUUUUGCAAGUACAGCGAGAGUUUGCUCAGUUUUGUGUCUAGGAGGGUGAUUUCUUUAGAUGGUUUAUUGGGUAUUCUGGUCAGAGCAGAGAGGUUCUCAAGUGAUGGUGUUGUUAAGAAACUCCAUGAACUGCUGCUGAAAUUGCUGGGGGAGCCUGUCUUCAAAUUUGAGUUCUCUAAAGAAUUUUUGAAGUAUUACCCUACUGUUAUAAAUGAAGUCAUAAAAGAGGGCAAUGACAACGCUCUUAAUACAAAGUUCCCCCUACUCUCAACUUUCUCUGUCCAAAUUUUCACAGUGCCUACUUUGACUCCACGUCUUGUGAAGGAGAUGAACCUACUUGGCAUGCUACUGGGAUGCUUGGAAGAAAUUUUUGUUUCUUGUGCCCGGGAAGAUGGCCGCUUGCAGGCUGCUAAGUGGGGAAAUUUGCAUGACACCACUAAACGUGUAGUUGGAGAUAUUUGGUUUGUUAUGAGCCACAACAUAGUCUCCAAAUAUGCAACCCAUGAGCAGCAGGACGUCUCAAGAACUUGGCUAAAGCUUUUGGCUUUUGUGCAAGGGAUGAACCCUAUAAAGAGGGAAACUGGCCUCCAUAUAGAAGAAGAAAAUGAGUCUAUGCAUUUGCUUUUUGUUUUAGGCCAUUCUAUUGCUAAUAUUCACUCCCUUCUGGUGGAUGGAGCUGUUGCCACAAGUGAGCUGCCAAAUGUUCUUUCUUAUACUUAUAAGCAAGAUAGGGAUGAUGGAGAUAGCAUGAGGCAUGCAAAAGUAGGAAGGCUAUCCCAAGAGAGUUCUGUUUGUAGUGUAACAGGAAGGACUGCAUCAAAGGUUACUGAAGUUGGAUCUGGUUCUGUAUCUCAUCUUUUAGUUCCCUCCUCCGUCAUCUGGUUAAUACGUGAGUGCUUAAGGUCUAUGGAGACUUGGUUGGAAGUUGAUGACGGAAUUUCUGCAGCUCUUCAGAGUUUAACUUCUCCAAAUAGUAGUGGCAAUUCUGAUAGCAAUUUUUUAGCAAUAAAAAAGACAUUAUACAAGAUUAGGAAAGGCAAAUAUUUUGGUAAACCGACUAGUUCAAGUGAAAAUCAUAGCUCACAAUCUUUUUCAUCUUUAUGUAGUGGACAUCAAGCAAGUGAUGACAUGGAGAUUGUUAAAAAUUUAGGCUCAGAUUGUAAUCCAACCUAUCCGGCUGAAAUCAGUUCAGUCACAUGUGGUUCUUUGUGUUUGGAUGUCAAUGCCAUGGAGACAGACAUUGGCACUGGACUAUCUACUCUUCGUGUGUCCGAAUGGCCAGAUAUUAUUUAUGAUGUUAGUUCGCAAGAGAUAUCUGUUCACAUUCCAUUACAUCGAUUGCUUUCCUUGCUUCUGCAGAAGGCAUUAAGAAUGUGUCAUGGUGAAUCUGUGAUGCCAAAUGUAAGAAAUCCUUGUUCUACAAGUUCUAUAUCAGCAAUUUAUGCUGAUUUCUUUGGCCACAUCCUUGAGAGCUUCCAUCCUUUUGGGUUUUCUGCCUCUGUUAUGGAGCAUCCCUUACGGAUUAGGGUAUUUUGUGCUCAAGUUAUUACUGGGAUGUGGCGGAAGAAUGGGGAUGCUGCACUAGUAUCUUGUGAGUGGUACCGCUCAGUUCGCUGGUCUGAGCAAGGUUUGGAGCUUGAUUUAUUUUUGCUGCAGUGCUGUGCUGCAUUGGCUCCUCCUGAUCUCUAUGUUAAAAGAAUUGUAGAGCGCUUUGGGCUAUUAAACUACCUUUCUCUAAGCCUUGAAAGAUCAAAUGAGUACGAGCCAGUUCUUGUUCAGGAAAUGCUCACUCUUAUCAUGCAAAUUUUACAAGAAAGGCGAUUUUGUGGACGCAAUACAGCUGACAGUCUGAAAAGAGAGUUGAUUUAUAAGUUAGCUAUUGGAGAUGCCACUCACAGCCAACUAGUGAAAUCUCUACCUCGCGAUCUGUCUAAGUUUGACCAGCUUCAAGAAAUUUUAGACAGGGUUGCUGUGUACUGUAAUCCAUCUGGCUUUAAUCAGGGGAUGUAUUCAUUGCGUUGGGCCUAUUGGAAGGAGCUGGAUUUGUACCACCCUCGUUGGAACUCAAGGGAUUUGCAAGUUGCAGAAGAAAGAUACUUGCGUUUCUGUGGUGUUUCUGCAAUGACUACUCAGCUGCCUAGGUGGACAAAAAUAUAUCCUCCUCUUGAGGGAGUCUCUAGAAUUGCUACAUGCAGAGUGACAUUUCAGAUUAUCCGUGCAGUGUUAUUUUAUGCAGUUUUCACUGAUAAAUUCACUGAACCACGUGCUCCUGAUGGUAUUCUUAUUACAGCAUUGCACUUACUUUCAUUAACAUUAGACAUCUGUUUACAGCAGAAUGGAUCUAGUAGUGCGGAAUGCCAUAUUGGAGAUUUAAAUUGUAUGCUAGCUUUUGCUGGUGAAGAAAUUAGUGAAUCAUUAAAUUUUGGUGCUGGCAAACAAAGCUUGCUGUCACUUCUUGUUGCAUUAAUGAGAAUGCAUAGGCAAGAGAAUCAAAGCAACUAUUUAGAAUCUAGCAACUGCGGUUAUUCUCCCCUGCUUGAAAGUAUAUUGAAGAAGUUCGCUGAAGUUGACUCCCAGUGCUUGACCAAACUGCAACAACUUGCGCCUGAAGUGAUCUGCCAUAUAUCACAAUCUACUCCUUAUAGCAAUACGAAUAGAUCAGUUUCAGCCUCUGAUAGUGAGAUGCGCAAGGCCAAAGCUCGUGAAAGACAAGCUGCCAUAUUGGCUAAAAUGAAAGCAGAGCAGUCCAAGUUUUUGACAAGCAUCAAUUCCACUGCUGACGAUGAUCUAAAAUCUGAAGCAGAAAUGUCUAAUUCUGACACUGAGCAUGAAACAGAAGGUGCUGUGCAAGAGUGUUGCUCUCUUUGCCAUGAUUCUACUUCCAAAAAUCCUGUUUCUUUCUUGAUUCUUCUCCAAAAAUCUAGGCUUUUGAGCUUUGUGGAUAGAGGUCCCCCGUCAUGGGAUCUAUGGUCAGACAAGGAGCAAGGCUAUAGUCUUACAAAUAGGUCUGAUCAGCCUAGGUCAAAUGCCUCUUCCAGUAGUUCAGGAUUGGCUUCUCAGUUGGUGCAGUUGACUGAUAAUGCAGUUGUUGGGUCUACCAGUAAUGGGCAAGGGCAGCGCAGGGAAGUAAAUGUGAUUCUUGACUUUGUAAAGUCUCGGUUUCCUUUGGUGAGGGGCAUUCAAGCACCUUCCACAUCUAGUGAUGUGAAGGUUUUGGAGACAUUGGAAGAAGAUAUGUAUAUUCAUAUUCGUAAAGAAAUGUGUGAUACUUUAUUAAGCUCAAGCAUUAAAGAGGAUGAAGUAUCCUCUGCUGCUGAAUGUUCUCCAGAAAGCAGCAGGGAUGCUGAAUCUGUCUUUCUUCGGAAAUACAUUGCUGCUAUUUCAAAGGAGACAAGUGAAAACUCUUUGGGUUUUGAAAACACUAAUGGUGAUAGAGAGAUGACAGAAUCUACUUCACAGCCUCUUGUUUAUGGUGGAUUUGGUCCAUUAGAUUGUGAUGGAAUUUAUCUUUCUUCCUGUGGGCAUGCUGUACAUCAGGGUUGUCUUGAUCGCUAUUUAUCAUCACUGAAGGAAAGAUAUGUUCGAAGAAGUUUCUUUGAGGGGGCACAUAUUGUGGAUCCAGAUCAGGGAGAGUUUCUGUGUCCUGUGUGUCGUCGACUAGCAAAUUCUGUCCUGCCUGCAGUGCAUGGGAAUUUGCAGAAGGCUGGAAGGCAGUCUAUGACUUCAAGUGUUGAUCCACUACCUGCUUUAGGUCCUUCAUCUGCAUCAAAGGAAGAAAGCUAUUCCCUUCUGCUUCAGCAAGGGUUAUCUCUUCUAAAAACUGCUGCCAAGGUGGUUGGUAGACCGGAUAUUUUUGAAGCUCUUUCUCUUCAAAGAAAAGAAAGCACAAGUCGGAAUCUUGAACCUAUAUCUCGUGUGCUGUCCAAAAUGUAUUUUUCAAAAAAGCAGGAUAGGCUCUUAGGAUCUCCAAGGUUGAGCCACCCAGUAAUUUUAUGGGAUACUCUUAAGUAUUCUCUUAUGUCAACAGAAAUUGCUGCUCGCAGUGGAAGGACUUCGAUGACCACCAAUUAUACCCUUACUUCUUUGUAUAAGGAAUUUAAAUCUUCUAGUGAAUUUAUAUUUUCCUUAUUGCUAAGAGUUGUCCAGAACCUGAGCAGUACAAAUUCCCUUCACGCUCUUCAAAGAUUUAGAGGUCUUCAGCUGUUUGCAGAGUCAAUUUGCUCUAGGGUUUCCCCUGAUUAUGACAGCAGCAGACAUAAACAGGAAGGCAAUCUUGGUAUCUUGAAACAUGAUGAUAAGGAAGCAAUAUAUCCUGAUAUUCAAUUUUGGAAUCGGGCAUCUGAUCCUGUUCUUGCCCGUGACCCUUUCUCAUCAUUGAUGUGGGUUCUCUUCUGUCUUCCAUGCCCAUUUAUAUCAUGUGACGAGUCCCUGUUAUCCCUUGUCCAUAUCUUUUAUGUUGUCUCCAUGGUUCAGGCUGUAAUUAUAUGUUGUGGGAGACAUGGUUAUAACAUCAAUGAGUUAGAUUCCCAUGAUUGCCUAAUUACUGAUAUCUGUGGCAUUCUUGGAGGUUCUGACUCUGCUCGCUGGUAUUUUGUAUCAAAAGAUGUUGACCAUUCUUGUGAUAUUAAAGAUAUGAUUCGAAGAUUAAGUUUUCCUUACUUGCGGAGGUGUGCAUUGUUAUGGAAAUUGAUGAAGUCUUCUGCCCAAGCACCAUUCUGUGAUGGGGAUAAUGUGUGGGAAUCAUCUCAAGUGACCACUGAUGUGAUGGAUACAACUGAAAGUGCUUCAGUGGAGCUCAAUGAAGUACAAGAACUAGAGAAGAUGUUUAAGAUUCCCCCUAUAGAUGUUGUUCUCAAGGAUGAAGUCUCACGAUCAAUAGCAUUAAAGUGGUUUCAUCAUUUCCACAAGGUGUAUGAAGCCUGUAGUUUCCAAAAUGUUUUCUACUGCAAUCCUGCAGUUCCGUUUAAGUUGAUGAGUCUGCCUCAUGUUUAUCAAGACCUAUUGCAAAGGUACAUAAAGCAGUGUUGCCCUGAUUGCAAAGCUGUGCUUGAGCAGCCUGCAUUAUGCCUGUUGUGUGGCAGACUAUGCUCUCCUAGUUGGAAACCAUGCUGCAGGGAUAGUGGAUGCAUGGCUCAUGCAAUGGUCUGUGGUGCUGGUAUUGGCGUUUUUCUGUUGAUAAGGACAACAACAAUCCUGCUGCAAAGAUGUGCACGUCAAGCUCCUUGGCCAUCUCCAUAUUUGGAUGCAUUUGGUGAAGAGGAUAGCGAAAUGCAUAGAGGAAAGCCACUGUACUUGAAUGAGGAACGUUAUGCUGCUCUAACUUACAUGGUUGCUUCUCAUGGCCUUGAUCGGAGUUCGAAGGUUCUCAGCCAAACUACCAUUGGUACCUUCUUCAUGGUUUAGUCUGGCUUCAUGAUCAGCUCGUGGAUAGAAAGUGGUUCUGCAGAACUGAAGGUUGCCAGUAUCCAUAAUAUUUUGUGCAAACUAAGUUAGAGACCUUGGAAUUUGAUGUUGGCAUGUGGACCAUAAUGGCUGGACAUAUUGCUAAUCAGAGGUGGUGUCAGAAGGAAAUGAUGCACAAGUAUUCUUCAAAUUGCUAGAAGCCAUUAAGUGUUGAUUUUAUGUCUCAAUUCUUUCUUUCGCUUUUUCAUAGGUGAUAAGAUUCUCCUUCAAGGUCUGAUCUGGCAGAUUUUGCUACCCUUCUCUUGCAUUCCAUGGAUGUACAGUUUGAUUGAAGAACCUGCAGCAAUUAGAGUUUCAAGCCUUGACCCAUGUGUCAUCAGUUGAACACCUUCUGGCCUAAAUCCACAGUGUUGAUAGGAGACAAUGGUUUAAACUAGAGAACUUAGUGGAACAACAGUUUGCUUUUCCUAUAAUUAUUUAUGCUUUUAUCAUUAUUUUCUCUCCAUGUUCGCUGGGGUCGGGGAUGAGGUUCCAUUUUCAUUUCCACAGAGUGGAGCUGUUGCUCUCUAAUGUAAAGAACAGUCAUCUUUUUCCAUUUUACAAUCAUGUAGCAUGUUGUAUAUAGUUGAACAGUUUCGUGAUACAGCAGCAGCUCUUCCGUUAAUGUUUGUCGGUCGAUGGUUUAGCCCGGGAUGUUGUUUCCGGUCGAAGCCGAUGGUUCAUAGCCUGGGAUAGACUCCUGUCGCUGCUAUAAGUAUAUAAACUCUUGGUGGCAUAUAUGGUUUGUUUUUACAUGGUUAGGGAAUUGGGUUUGGUUAUCCCAGUGUUUGAUGCGUUUGUUUGCCUCACUUUAAUGAAAUGGCUUUCCCAAGGCCUUGUUCCA